Molecule: messenger RNA, 1293 nt
Organism: Triplophysa rosa
Lineage: Eukaryota; Metazoa; Chordata; Actinopteri; Cypriniformes; Nemacheilidae
Gene: rnf215
Product: ring finger protein 215
Exons: 10
Coding region: 137-1192 (351 amino acids)
Biological process (GO): Wnt receptor catabolic process; negative regulation of canonical Wnt signaling pathway; ubiquitin-dependent protein catabolic process
Molecular function (GO): ubiquitin protein ligase activity; frizzled binding
Source: RefSeq, a predicted model, not a curated record
AGAAAGAGCAUACGCCGAAGAAGUCAGUCGGCUGUCUGGUUUGUUUACAUCAGGAGGAGGCGGCAGAACAGAGGCUGUCUUGACAGAAUGCCGCAAAGUUUUUACUGUGACAUGUAACAUCAAAUGAUAAGGAGCCAUGGGCGCGUUAACGUUUCUGUCUGUGCUGUACUGGUUGCUGUUUUGCCCACUGGUGUCCGGGGAACAGGUGGCAUUUGUAGAGGUGUUUCUGGAAGACCAUCAGGAUGUUUUACAGGGAGAGGUGGUCCAGGAGAGUCUGGAGAACGACCCCGUGGAAAACCAAAGCAAAAAGAAACACGAUCUCGAAGGAGACCUGGUUUUAAUAAAAGAUGAAGCUCUUGAAACGAAUGGUAAUGAAAAAUAUCCAAAAGAUCAGAACCCCUGGAUAGGAGUGGUACCGGUCCGAAUGGAGGAAGGCACAGUUUCUAAUAACAACAACCAAGAGUCUUUUGCUUCCUCUGUGGUUAAUAAGAUGAAGCGAGCUCUUGUUUUAGGUGCAUCUGCUUUGAUCAUACUGGCCUUGAACCAGAAUACCAUCAGAGAGAUGGAUCUCUCUCAGGUCCUCUCUAAGCCAAUCAUUGUUAUUCAGACGUCCGAAAAUGUUACAAAGCUCAUCGGAGCACUCCUCAGGGGCCUUCAUGCAACAGCAAAAAUCACCUAUAAGACUUUUCUACAGGACAGCCUGGGGGCCACCCUGACCCUUUGGUCCACCUGUGGGCGUUCGAGAAGCGGGCUGUACGGAGAGUGGCAGGGGGUCAUAUGCACCGGAGAGACCAACUCUCAAGUCCAAAAAUAUCUUCAGCAGCUGUGGAACACUGUUGUUCUGGUGGCCCUGGUCCUCUGCACAGGUGUCAUAGUUCAAGCACGCUGGCAGUUCCAGGACAACCAGUUCAAUGAUGAUUUAGAGUCACACCUUAAGCAGGACGUUUUAAAGAGAUUAUCAGCACUGAAGACCAGAAUAUACCGGCAACCUAAAGUGAGGUGUGACCCAACCCAAACACAGCCAAUGGAGAUGGAGAAUUGUGCAGUUUGUUUAGAGCAAUACAACAACAACCAGUGUUUAAGGGUGUUACCGUGUCUCCACGAGUUCCACAGAGAUUGCGUGGAUCCCUGGCUUCUCCUGCAGCAGACCUGUCCACUCUGCAAACGCAGUGUACUCGGUAAUCAUUAUUGACCUGGACCAGAAUGGAUUAGUGGAUUUAGACUGACAUCCCUGCGUGGUUCAGGAUUUCAUGGCAACUAAACACCUCCUGUGUACUGUACGGUCAGGAUGCC